Pseudonaja textilis is the source of this 285-nucleotide messenger RNA. NCBI's taxonomy places the organism in Eukaryota, Metazoa, Chordata, Lepidosauria, Squamata, Elapidae. The record is from RefSeq and is a predicted model, not a curated record.
UCCAGGCGGUGCUGCGGACCCAGCCGGCCACUCGCUUGGGCGCCAGUCCUCAUGGCCACCAGCCUGGGCAGCUCCCUGCCCGCCCUGGCCAGCGCCCUCCGGCCUGACCCCACCCUCUCCCUGGAGCAGAAGGCAACCUUCCUCUUCCUCUUCUUCCUCUUCGUCUUCCUGGCGGUGCUGAUUGUCCGUUGCUUCCGGAUCCUCCUGGACCCCUACCGGAGUAUGCCUCCCUCCACCUGGACCGAUUACGUGGAGAAAGACACCCUGGACUACCGCCUGGCCUGA